Messenger RNA from Fulvia fulva, 579 nucleotides. Its product is annotated as (R,R)-butanediol dehydrogenase. Lineage: Eukaryota; Fungi; Ascomycota; Dothideomycetes; Mycosphaerellales; Mycosphaerellaceae. The record is from RefSeq and is a predicted model, not a curated record. Bases 1 to 579 code for a protein of 192 amino acids. Gene Ontology annotation, molecular function: oxidoreductase activity; zinc ion binding. The transcript has a single exon.
AUGAAGGCAGCACGUUUUUACGGCAAAGGCGAUGUUCCGAUCGAAGACACACCCAAACCGGAGCCAGCACAUCACGAAGUCCUAAUCGAAGUCGAAUGGUGCGGAGUUUAUGGGACAGACCUUCAUGAAUAUCUCCUUGGACCCCUGGUCGUUCCACCAAAAGAGCGACCACACUCCAUUACCAAGGAACACCUCCCCAUCGUGCUUGGCCAUGAGUUCACAGGACGAAUCGUGAAAGCCGCCGGAGGCUCAGACCUAAAAGUCGGCGAAGCAGUAAUGGUAGAUCCUAGAAUCAAUUGUCAAUCAUGCUACCCCUGCAGCAACAAGCUCGAGCACCUGUGUGACAAAUGGGGCUUUGUUGGGCUGUCAGGUGGUGGAGGUGGAUUCUCCGAAUUUGUGGCUGUUGAUGCGAGGAUGUGCUAUCGUAUCCCUGAUGACGUCAAAAAUCUGGAUGAGGUUGCCCUGAUCGAGCCUUUUUGUGUUGGACGACAUGCGCUGCCAGCUUCUGGAAUCAAGGACUUCUCCGAGCUGACGGUGCUAGUGGUUGGUGGAGGACCAAUCGGUCUCAGUGUUCUGUGA